AUGCUGUACACGCUGUACGGAGGCGCAGCUAUAGAUGCUGCAAUGGUGGCCGAGUAUCUAUUUUGGUGGCUGCACGAGGAAGCCAUGGCGUCGCGUGGAUGUCACAAGUGGGUUACUCAGCACAAGUGGGUUACUCAGCACAAGUGGGUUACUCAGCACAAGUGGGUUACUCAGCACAUGUGGGUCACUCAGCACAAGUGGGUCACCCAGCACAAGUGGGUCACCCGGCACAAGUGGGUCACUCAACACAAGUGGGUCACUCAGCACAAGUGGGUCACUCAGCACAAGUGGGUCAAUCAGCACAAGUGGGUUACUCAGCACAAGUGGGUUACUCAGCACAUGUGGGUCACUCAGCACAAGUGGGUCACUCAGCACAAGUGCAUGGUCACUCAGCACAAGUGGGUCACCCGGCACAAGUGGGUCACUCAGCACAAGUGGGUCACCCGGCACAAUCUGUUCAACAGGAGCUGUUCGCAUCCUUCGACUUUCCAAACGGAAGUGGCAGCCUCCGUCGCUCUUGUGGUGAUCACUUCAGCUUCACAUUUUCUACGUGACUCUCAAGUCGACGUUCUCGUGCCACAGCGCGAUGACAGCGGCAACAGUCACUUGUACGCCGACCUUGCAAGGCUGCACAUCGACAGUGCCCAUGGUGGCCGUGGAGGCAUCACCAGCAGCUGUGAAGGAGAGAGUCCUGGCGCUGACCCCAGCACGGCACAGGGCGCUGGGUCCCCAAAGUCGUUCUCAUGUCGCCUGUGCCCCUACAAAACUUCUCGCCGCAGCGUCUACAAGCAACACUUGAGUCGCCACACCCCACGCGCCGACUGCAUCUUUAAGUGUAUGGCCUGCCCAUUUUAUGUCAACAGUAAAACGGAGUUGUUCGAACACUUGCUGGUACACGGCGUACAGGUGCCUGGACCUAUUAAAGCUGCUACAGAAAGCGUACCACAGCAACAGCAGCAGCAGCAACAACAACAACAGCAGCUACCGCAGCAACAACUGCAAGAGAAUGGGUCCGAGUUUGCACCUCUGUACCAGUGCGGGUCGUGCCCCUUUGAGAGCCACAACCGCCCCAAGGUGCUGCACCACCGUCAGUUCCACCGACCUCGGGGCCUGGCCUUCAAGUGCCCACAGUGCACAUACAACGUCACGAGGAGGCACCUCCUUGCCCAGCAUAUACGCGUUCACGGGCUGCCCCCAGAAACACUGGAACAAAUUUUCGGUCCCAAUGGCGGAGGAACACAAAUUUCAAGUAUGGAAAACCAGCGGGAACGCAGUGAUAGUCCAUCACCGUCGCUCACAAUCACGCCCAUUAACGGUAGUGGAGAUACGAUCGGCAGCGCCGUGGAAGUUUGUAAAGGUGGAAAUCGUCUUUCUGUGUCAGACUUUCUGCCCAUAUUGCUGGACUCGGCUACAGAGAAACUCUUGGAUGUCCCAAUGGUAUGGACGUCGAAAGGGGAUCGAUUCUUCAAGAUGUUCAAGUGUCGAUGGUGCCCACAUGUGAACUUGAGGAAAACUAAUGUGCAGGAUCACGAGAAAAUGCAUUUUCCUAAUGAAGGCAAUGUGUCUUUGCCUGAGGGGAGCUUCAAGUGCCCCCAUUGCAGUUAUGUUUCAGGGAACAUUAAUAUCACUUCGGCUCAUGCAAAGGUGCAUGAAGGAAGUUUGGGCAGAAUCCACGCCUUUAUUGAUCAAACUAAAUCUGAUGAAGAACAAAUUCAUCGUUUGAAAUCUCAAGCCAUGAUGAAUUCAUUACUGCACAAAGCCAAGGAAGCCAGCAAGUUGAAUCUUGCUACUGAAGACAUCCUUAGAAACGAAAAAAAGAUCAAGCUAGACUCAGCUAAGGACGAAAAAAUGAUUUAUUGUUGUCAACAUUGCCCAGCUCGUUUCUUCGUCGAGAAAGAAGUGCUCAUACACACACGUUUCCACGGGGCAAAAUUUAACCAAACUUUCAUUUGCGAAAAAUGUGAUUAUGGCGCUCGUCAGGAACCACACUUGUUAGCACAUGCUCGAGUUCACUCUCCGGAGUAUAGGGAAAACACCCGCCAUCUCUUGACGCAGUACAAAAGUGCUGCUUUGUACCCACCCGUACCAAGCAUGUCGGUACCUUGUUCGUCAGUUCCUCCUGGACCGCAAAUGGAGACAAAACACAAGGAUACUUCAGAUGCUCCAAAAGAUCCCUCUGGGGUUACACGCUUCAAAUGUUCUUUGUGUCCAUCGACUUUCAGUAAACAAAUCACUCUGCAGUAUCAUCAGUCGCUACAUGGGGCUGAUAAUCCCCAUAAAUGUAACCGCUGUACGUACGCUGCUAAGACGCAGGACGCACUUAGUCAACACGUAUCACUACACGAGCAGUGUGAGAAAGAGAAGAGAGAAAUUGCCAGCAAGAAAGAAGAAAUACCGCCCGAUGGAUUGUCAUUCAUAAUCCAAGGCGCUGGUGAUAAAUCUCCCGACAAUAACUCGUUACAUCCUCCCAUUAAACUCAAGUUCAUUGGUGUCAAGUCACAAAACAGCGCAAGGAAAGCUUCAUCUAGCAAUGGGUCUUCGUCUAGUUUGCCAAGUUUACCAAAGAAACAAUUUAAGUAUUACGUUGAGGAACAGGUUCCUCUAUCAGGAGUGGAUUUACUGAGACACAAAACUGAAAUGGAGCAACAACAAAUUCCUAAGAGUAAGUUUGACGAUGCAUGUUUAGCAAAGACUCAGAAGGCCUCCCAGCGGCCAUGCAAAGACCAAGAAAACGAGGCUAAACGUAUGGGUGAUCCGACAAUGCAUUAUCCUCUGCACGUUGACAAAGUCUCUGGAAAGACAAGAGAAAAGCGCUACAAGUGCAAGCUUUGCCCUUCUGCCUUCGAAAAGAUAGACCAAUACAACGUGCACGCAAAUCUACACGGCGCCGAUCACAAGUAUAAAUGCAGAAUUUGCGAUUACUCGGUAAAGUUUUUCGCUAAUUUCAACAUGCAUAUCAAUAGGCACAAAUACAAUGAACGGGUGGAGUGUAAGAAAACCGGGAAGGUAACACCGGAUGACAACGACGUUCGAUACGAGCCUGUGGUCCAGGUCGCGGAUGACAACAACGUGUCGCGGGAUACCAUUGUCGCCGAUCCAUCACAAGUGGACUUGACGACUUCAGAGCGCCAGCACAUUCUUAUUCAGAACAAGAAAGGUCUUGAUCCCAAGUCCAAGGAGGACGACAGCAAACGUGUGUUUUACUGCCAGUAUUGCCCUUACGCCAAUGUUAGGAGAGACGCAGUUGACAGUCACAGUUUACGGCAUAUUGCUAACGGAGGUAAAGGACUUCAUAAGUGUAACUUUUGUGACUACAUUGCAUCACAACCAAACUUCAUCAAAGAUCAUACCAAAGUUCAUUUUAAGCCUUUUAAAUACGUCAUCCCUGAAGGUUUCAUUAAACACGACCAGCAAGACCUUUUCAGUGUGGAAUUAGUUACGGAAGAACAACCGGAAGCAAAAGUUCAAGAAAAAGUGAAUGUUUUUUCUCACAAAAAUGGAACAUUUGGUCCCAUUUAUCGUUCACCUCUUAAAUGCGUUGGAUCCGAUGGAAAGGAAAACGUGAUUUCCGAUCUUACCGAACUCAACGCCAUGGCUGAUUCUGUCCGAGACGAUGGUAUUGUUAUUGAAUUUUUGUCUGGGGAAGUCAUCGAAGCCCCGCCUUCUUAUGUCAUUACACUGAAGCCUUCCAAGUCCAAACGCGAUGCCUCUCAGAUGGACAGUGACGUCUCGGAAACUAAGAGCGGCAGAGAAUCUCCUGAUAGUGGUGAACCGCUGGCGAAAAAAAUCCACAUUGAAGGCGAUAAAGUUCAUUUGGAUAAUGCAUGUGUUGAAAAUUCUGAAGCUGAUAGUAAAAAUAAUGGCUUCUCUUCACAAAGUAGGCCUGACGAUGGUAGCUUGAUCAAUGGGAACGCAGAAGCUAUGGUAAUGGGUACUGACGGUUCUGGAAAUUCGGCGAUACCGGUAUGUGUGAAGAAAUCCGACAAUUUUCUUGGAUUCGAGCCCUCAAUUCCGGAGAAAAAAAAUCUCCCAUCUGGGAUGCGAUAGUUGACCACAUUUGGCAUUUGGCAAGCGCUAAGUUUUAAAUAAUUUAAUUAGUUCGGCUCCGAUCCUACUAAUAUUCUAUAAGAGAAAUUCAACUACCAUAGCGCAUUGAUUACGUGAGAACUCAUUGGGUAGGAGUCAGUGUACAUGAAUUAUUAUAAAGGCAUUAGCAAGGUUUGCUUUGCUGGUUUUGUUCUUAAUUAUUUAUAUUUUUUUUCUGUAAUUUUAAGCUUAUCAAGGCGCCCUCGCUUCAAAAGUAUUUAUUCAAGCUUCAAAACCAAAUCCAUUGUUUUAAGGUAAUCAUGAGUUUUAAAUUGCAAUGGAUUUACUGAAGACCUUACUUCACUUCCACCCUCGUUAAAUUAAUCAGGUUUUAAUUAACAUGAAACGAACCUGUCAUGGUAAGCAAGCCAGUCGCAUACCCGCGACUUAAGGACUUUUCUUGUCUUUAAAUUUUCUCUUGAUUAUUUUUAGAUCAUUCAAUAAAAUUAAACAACUAAUUAUUCAUCGAGACACACAGUUUACUGUCAGUUUUACUUGAAAUUAAAUUGAUUUCAUCCUGACUUUAUAAUUUUUUUUCGUAGCAAUAUGUUAAUAUGACUAUAUUUUUCUUUUAUUGUCACUGCCAAUCGUGUUCAUACUUAAGCCUUGUCUCAUUAACUAGUGAUACAGAAAAAUAAAUGGUGCUCCGCUAAUGAUGACUAGAACACAUUUUAAUACUAUGACUCGAUUUCAAUCUUAUUAUUCAUUAUUUAACUUUCUCUUUCAUCAACAAUUCAUUUUUAGU
Messenger RNA from Hyalella azteca, 4831 nucleotides. RefSeq names its product zinc finger protein 91. The coding region runs from base 1 to 4047 and encodes 1348 amino acids. The transcript is spliced from 7 exons. Gene Ontology annotation, biological process: regulation of gene expression. The record is from RefSeq and is a predicted model, not a curated record. Lineage: Eukaryota; Metazoa; Arthropoda; Malacostraca; Amphipoda; Hyalellidae. Gene Ontology annotation, cellular component: nucleus.